Darwinula stevensoni is the source of this 258-nucleotide messenger RNA. The record is from the annotation of a GenBank genome assembly. NCBI's taxonomy places the organism in Eukaryota, Metazoa, Arthropoda, Ostracoda, Podocopida, Darwinulidae.
AUGGAUUCGGAGGGUGCAUAUUGGAUGGGUGUGGAUAAUCUUCCUGAGAAGUACGGAGAGGGUCCGUUCCCCUCUUCUUUGAGGAAAAUCUCCUUCCAAGGGAUAGUUCCAGUCCUGUGGCAUUCCCAUACCCAGCUCAUGCUCAGGGAACUGGACAGGAAUUAUGCAAAAUCACCUGCAAUCUCACCAGGUAAAGGCUUUCACAACCAGGCUCGUUACACAUAUGCAACUAUCCACCAGAGGGACAUCAACCAAUGA